AUGUCCAAACAUCAGCAUGCAUCCCCCGUGACCCACAGGCUCCAUCACGAGACUGCCAUCGUCGACGAUGACUCCGAUCUUUCUCUCUCCCAUUCCGCCCUUGAUCCCGACCUCUUCUCUUCCGCCGACAAUAUCAAUAACAACAAUGAUAAUACCCUUCGCGAACCUCUCGCCUCGGCAUUCAACCACGCGCGUCUCCGAAGCAAGAGCCACUCCCUCGUUUUCAAGCGACGACCGCAGCUUUCGCUGUCCUUCAACCCAUCCUCUUCCGCCCUUGCUCCCGACGACAGCCUCCAAGACGGUGUACAACGCCUCUCCCUCCAACCUACCGACGCGCUUCCUCCUCGCCAUAACCAACGCCGGCCCGGCCACGGCCAGGACGGCCAGGGCAGCCACGGUCACGGCCAAAGCCGCAUCUCGGGCACCAAUGAACACGACGGCCGCAUAAAGGGCCUAAUCCGCCGCGCCUCCAUGUCCCUAAAGGGCUUCGUGCACCACUCCAAGAGACACUCCGUUGCCCAACUGUCGAGCAGCGUCGACGUUGGCAGCAGUCUGGAUCACCUUACCCCCUCGAGACCCUCCACCUCGACUUCCCAUCCUACCUGGCACCGUCGCUUGCGCCAGGCCGCCAGCUUCCGCCAUACACGGACCUCCCAUGGUUCCGCCGACGCCCAAGCCCCUCGUUUCGAUCGCUUCGAACGCUUCGAACACCCGGACGCUUUCCUCAACAUGCCUUUGCCAGGAUACGGCUCUGAGCCGCCCAUCAUUCCCGAACACACCGGUGCCGGCGCUAAGGCCGCCGUUGCCGCCGCCGCCGCCGCCGCCGCUGCCGCUUCUGGUGCUGCCGGCGGUUGGAAUGAGCACUGCAAGAGCGAUCGCGAGAGCGGCAUAGGCAUCGCCAUCACCGUAUCCGCCAACGAGGCCGACGCCGCCGCCGCCGCCACGCCUUCCCAUCUGAAGCAGGAUGCCAACAUCAGCCGCGUCGACUUCAUCUCCGACCUGCCACCCGAGCUCUCCAUCCAGAUUCUGGCUUACCUCGACGCCGCCUGCCUGGCCUCCGCUUCCCUCGUGUCGCGCCGCUGGGACGGCAUCGUGAGGAAUCGACACGUCUGGAAGGAUGCCUUCCUCAGAGCCAAGACCGGUACCUACGCUACCGGCCGCCCUAUCGAGCCUGGGUCCUCUCAGGGUGUGCCUGCCUUGACGGCCGAGGUCGACUGGAGAAAGGUCUACCAGGUUAAGCAGCAGCUGGACCGUAGCUGGCGCGAGGGCAAGGCUAGGCCUGUUUACCUGAAUGGUCAUCUCGACAGCAUCUACUGUCUCCAGUUUGACGAGUCCAAGAUCGUCACCGGUUCCCGCGAUAGGACUAUCCGUAUCUGGGAUAUGCACACCUUCGAAUGUCGCCUCGUCAUCGGUCCGCCCGACAUUGUGAACAGCCCCUCGCUCCUCCUCGACGCCGAAGGCCAACCUGUCCACCACGCCGUCCUCCCCGAUGGUACACAUACCGCCCCCUCGAUGCCCGACGUCGCCACCUUUCCCAUGCAUCACCAAGCCUCCAUCCUGUGCCUACAAUACGACGACCGCAUCUUGGUGACCGGCUCGUCCGACUCGACGUGCAUUGUCUACUCGGUCCCCGACGGUUACCGCCCCCUCCGCCGGCUGCGGGCGCACACGGCGGCGGUGCUCGACCUGGCCUUCGACGACCGCCACAUCGUGACCUGCUCCAAGGACGUGACCAUCUGCGUGUGGGACCGCGAGACGGGCACCCUCCUGCGCCGGCUGUGCGGGCACGCCGGGCCCGUCAACGCCGUGCAGCUCCGCGGCAACACCAUCGUCAGCUGCAGCGGCGACUUCCGCGUCAAGCUGUGGAACGUCGACACGGGCAAGAACAUCCGCGAGUUCGUCGGCCACACCAAGGGCCUGGCCUGCAGCCAGUUCACCCAGGACGGCCGCUACGUCGCCUCCGCGGGCAACGACAAGGUCAUCCGCGUCUGGGACGCCAACACGGGCGACUGCGUGCGCGAGAUCCAGGCCCACGACGGCCUCGUACGCAGCCUGCACGUCGACUCCGUCUCGGGACGCCUCGUCAGCGGGAGCUACGACACCGACAUUAAGGUCUUCGAUAUGGAGUCGGGCCGCCAGAUGCUGGAUUUCCCCAGGUGGCAUGCCAGCUGGGUCCUCAGCGCCAAGAGCGAUUACCGCCGCAUCGUCAGCACGGGGCAGGACCCCAAGAUUCUGAUUAUGGACUUUGGUGCGGAUAUUGACGGCAUCGAGAUGCUCGAGAGUCCCCGGGUCGGUGGACUCGCCUGA
Molecule: messenger RNA, 2307 nt
Organism: Sodiomyces alkalinus F11
Lineage: Eukaryota; Fungi; Ascomycota; Sordariomycetes; Glomerellales; Plectosphaerellaceae
Product: WD40 repeat-like protein
Exons: 2
Coding region: 1-2307 (768 amino acids)
Molecular function (GO): protein binding
Source: RefSeq, a predicted model, not a curated record